Messenger RNA from Sclerotinia trifoliorum, 1882 nucleotides. Lineage: Eukaryota; Fungi; Ascomycota; Leotiomycetes; Helotiales; Sclerotiniaceae. The record is from the annotation of a GenBank genome assembly.
UAAUACGUGUAGAAACAGCUAAUAUACAUAACAUGGCAUUUGUCCAAAAGUUACUCAACUUUUCAACGUCCUGUUCUACUUCCUUUCUUUUCUUUUUUUAAAGUAUUGUAAAUACUCUUUUCAUUCAGGCUUGGCCUGUCAGCUUAAUUGACCAUCGUCUUCGUUUAGUACAUUAACCUUCAAGAUGUUGGCCAAACAAGCUCUUUUUAUUUCUGCACUUCUGCCCUUAAUUCAAGGACAAGAAUCCACCCCAGAAACUGUUUUAGGUGUUUACAUUUACCAUCGUCACGGAGAUCGCACGACAAAAAGCUAUCCGCCUGUAUCUCUCACAGAUCUUGGUUAUGCUCAAGUACAUGCUUCAGGAAAUUACUAUCGAAACCGCUACAUCGAUUCCAACGCAUCAUCUCCUAUCUACAAAAUCAGUUCAGACAUAGCCAAGGCCUCUCAAUUGAAUGUCCAAGCACCAGUCGAUAAUGUCCUUCAAAAUUCCGCUGCUGGAUUCCUGCAAGGUUUAUAUCCACCUGUGGGUGCAACGUUGGGAAGUCAAACACUUGCAAAUGGCACAAGUGUUGAAGCACCUCUGGGUGGUUUUCAACUCAUCCCCGUAAAUGCUGUUUCUACUGCUUCCAGCAGUGCUAAUUCUGAGAGUUCUACAUGGCUUCAAGGCUCAAGUGGUUGUGGAAAUGCUAUUACGAGCUCUAAUAAUUAUUUUUACUCGGAUGAAUAUACAAGGCUCUUGAAUUCAACCAAGAGUUUCUAUCAGGGUAUUCUGCCUGUAGUCAAUACUACGUUCAGUUCUGCUACGAAUACCUUUAAGAACGCCUAUACGAGUAAGAUGUUUCAAUCUUAUAUGAUGCGUGCGUAUUGUUAACGAAACUAGUUUAUGAUUAUGUUCACGUCUCUACUAUUCAUAACUCGUCUAUUCCUUCAGAUGAUCUUCUUACGAAUGAGACACUUUCUCAAUUGCAAACUCUAGCCAGCGAUCAUGAGUUUAACCUUGCGUAUAAUGCUUCAGAGCCAAUUCGUGCGAUUGCGGGAUCGACUUUGGCAGGUCAAAUGUAAGUCUAUCAUCCAUCCAUCAUAAUCGCCUAAAAUCAUCAAAUGAGAUUCCAUAUCCAUUAUUUCUCCAUCCCAACCCACAUCACUCAAUCUCCAUCAUUCCCAAACUCAAACCCACCAACUAACACCCCUUCCCCACUAGUCUCCAAUCCCUCAACACCACCCUAACAACCCACUCCACCACGCCCCUAACCAUCCAAUUCGGCGCCUACGCCACCUUCCUCUCCUUCUUCGGCGUCUCCGGCCUCUCCAACCUCUCAGAACCCUUCACCCAAAUAGUCCCCUACGCCUCCUCCAUUGUCUUCGAACUCCUCACCAACGCCACCCUCACAAACACCUCAUCUUCCUAUCCCCCCCUCUCCUCCAUCUCCGUCCGCUUCUCCUUCGCAAACGGUCCCGCGUCUGAGAACCCCCCUGUAGCUUAUCCAUUAUUUGGCCAAAGUGAACUUGUGAUUCCGUAUGAGAAGUUCGUGGAGGAAAUGAAUCGGUUCGCGGUUGGGGAUUUGGGGGAUUGGUGUAAUGUUUGUGGGGAAUCUGGGGGUGUUUGUGCUUCCUCUUCUUCGAGUUCGAGCUCGAGUUCGGGGUCCGGAAACGGGAAUGGAAAUGGAGAUGGAGAGGAAAAGAACAAUGGGAUUUCAAAGACAAUAGCGGGUGUGAUUGGGGCGAUGGUUACGUUGGGUGUUGUUUUGGGGGUGGAGGCUUUGGUUCUUUUAGUGGCCGGGUUGAGGGUUGUGAGGAAAGGGCGCCUAGGUGGAAGUGGAGCUCUGGGUGCAGGUGCUAUUGGGGAGCAGGGUGGGAAAUAGGGGAUUUGAUACCUUUGGGG